UUCUUCAUUGCCGGCAUUGAAGACACCAUCACUGCCGGUACAGGAAGAACUGGGGCCGAAUUAUCGUUAUAAACAGUCGUUUCGUUUUCUUUUUAUUUAUUGGCAAAUUUGUUUGUAAGUUUCGUUAAGAUUACAAAAUGCCCGGUUAUUCCGACAGAGACCGCAGCCGCGACAGAAGUUAUGGCGGCAGUUACAACAGCGGGCCUCCGCGGUUUGGUGGGAGUCGAAAUGGUCCCUCUUCCGGGAAGAAGUUUGGUAGUCCAGGAGACCGACUGCGCAAGAAACACUGGAACCUGGACGAGCUGCCCAAAUUCGAGAAGAACUUUUACCAGGAGCACCCGGAAGUAGCGCGCAGGUCCACGCAAGAAGUUGAUCAGUACAGAAGGAGCAAAGAGAUUACAGUCAGAGGGAGAGACUGUCCUAAACCUACAAUUAAUUUUCAUGAAGCCAGUUUUCCCUCUUAUGUCAUGGAUGUGAUCAAUAAACAGAACUGGACUGAACCAACUCCAAUCCAAGCUCAGGGGUGGCCCCUGGCACUUAGCGGCAAAGACAUGGUUGGCAUUGCGCAGACUGGAUCUGGCAAAACGCUUUCGUAUUUGCUUCCUGCUAUUGUGCACAUAAACCACCAACCAUUCCUGGAACGUGGAGAUGGACCUAUUUGCCUGGUGUUGGCUCCUACUCGUGAGUUGGCCCAACAAGUCCAGCAGGUUGCAGUGGAGUAUGGCAAAUCCUCACGCCUCAAGUCGACUUGCAUCUAUGGUGGAGCCCCUAAAGGACCACAAAUUCGUGACCUAGAGAGAGGAGUUGAAAUCUGCAUUGCUACUCCUGGGAGACUUAUUGACUUCCUGGAAGCUGGAAAGACAAAUCUGCGCAGAUGCACAUACCUGGUGCUGGAUGAGGCUGACAGAAUGCUGGACAUGGGUUUUGAGCCCCAAAUCCGAAAAAUUGUUGACCAGAUCAGGCCGGACAGACAGACUCUGAUGUGGAGCGCUACCUGGCCCAAAGAGGUGCGUCAGUUGGCUGAGGACUUUUUGAAAGAUUAUGUCCAGAUCAAUGUUGGAGCUUUGCAGCUCAGUGCCAACCACAAUAUCCUGCAGAUAGUGGAUGUAUGCAAUGAUGGAGAGAAGGAGGACAAGUUGCUGCGUCUGCUCGAGGAGAUCAUGAGUGAAAAGGAGAACAAGACUAUUAUCUUUGUAGAAACCAAGAGGAAGUGUGAUGACCUUACAAGAAGGAUGCGCAGAGAUGGGUGGCCUGCAAUGGGUAUCCAUGGAGACAAAAGCCAGCAGGAGAGAGACUGGGUGCUUAAUGAAUUCAAGUUUGGCAAAGCACCCAUUCUUAUCGCUACAGACGUGGCAUCAAGAGGUCUAGAUGUCGAGGAUAUCAAGUUUGUAAUAAAUUUCGAUUAUCCCAACAACUCCGAGGACUACAUCCACCGCAUUGGUCGCACAGCUCGCAGCCAGAAAACAGGAACGGCCUACACUUUCUUCACGCCCAACAACUUCAAGCAGGCACACGAACUGGUCUCUGUCCUCCGUGAAGCAAACCAGGCAAUCAACCCCAAACUCAUCCAGAUGGCAGAAGACAGAGGAGGUCGUUCAAGGGGCGGUCGAGGUGGCGGGUAUAGAGAUGAUCGGCGGGAUCGUUACUCUGGAGGUAGACGGGACUAUAAUAACUACAGCCAAGACAGUCGCAGCAAUGAUCGUGGUUAUGACAGCGGACCAAAGAAAGCCUUCAGUACCAAGACACAAAACGGGGCAGCGUACAGUAAUGGGACCAAUGCUUACAAUGGGAACAGUAAUGGUGGCUUUAACGGGGCUUAUAAUGGACAGUCCAACUUUAAUGGCGCUCAGACUUCUAAUUUUGGAAACCCGAGUUUCCAGAACAAGCAGUUUAGUGCCAACCAGGGAGCUGCUCAGAACAGUGCAAAUCACAACGCACAGUUUCCCUUCAACCCUCAGCAGCAGCCAGCACAGCCCAUGAUGCCCUUUUCCAUGCCCCCACCUAACUUUCCCUAGAUAAACUCUCGCACCCAUCUGUAUGCGCACAGUAUAAUUUAUUACCUUGUGUAACUUCUAUAUAUCAUGACUGUUAAUGUUCAACCUUGCAGGAUUUAAAAUUACUUGUUUCCGUCUGCAGUGCAGCAGUUAAUGAUGGGUUAUUAUUAUUUUUUUUAUUAUUCCAUUCCUCAAUUUUCACUCUUUUUGUACUAGUUUCAUUCAUUUAUUAAUUUACAACUGUAAAGUUUCAGAUAUUAUACUGGGCCAUUACAUGGCUCUUAAAUAAAAACACAAACCCACA
Clarias gariepinus (North African catfish) is the source of this 2298-nucleotide messenger RNA. RefSeq names its product DEAD (Asp-Glu-Ala-Asp) box helicase 5 (gene ddx5). Gene Ontology annotation, molecular function: RNA binding; RNA helicase activity; ATP binding. Gene Ontology annotation, cellular component: nucleus; cytoplasm; ribonucleoprotein complex. The record is from RefSeq and is a predicted model, not a curated record. Gene Ontology annotation, biological process: alternative mRNA splicing, via spliceosome. Bases 138 to 2015 code for a protein of 625 amino acids. Lineage: Eukaryota; Metazoa; Chordata; Actinopteri; Siluriformes; Clariidae. The transcript has 13 exons.